This is a messenger RNA of Wasmannia auropunctata (little fire ant), 463 nucleotides long. RefSeq names its product dynein light chain 4, axonemal-like. The coding region runs from base 90 to 413 and encodes 107 amino acids. The record is from RefSeq and is a predicted model, not a curated record. Gene Ontology annotation, cellular component: dynein complex. The transcript is spliced from 2 exons. Gene Ontology annotation, biological process: microtubule-based process. Lineage: Eukaryota; Metazoa; Arthropoda; Insecta; Hymenoptera; Formicidae. Gene Ontology annotation, molecular function: dynein light intermediate chain binding; dynein intermediate chain binding.
GAGUCCGUUUAAUAUUAAAAACACAAAUAACAUAAUUUUACUGUUGUGCGCAAUAUACAGUAAAAUUAUUAAAGAGACACUUUUGUAAAAUGUGGGCUGGAGAGGUAAAGAAAGAUGUUGCAACUUUGAUGAUUCAUACAUACCCCUUGUGUAAGCACAGCGAUAUGCCAGAAGACAUGAAGCAAGAAGCUAUGGAAAUUUGUGUCACCGCUGUGGAAAAAUAUUCAGAGAAUUAUGAGCACGCAGCUCGCAUGAUCAAGGAUAAUCUGGAUAAAAAAUUUGGCCCGCCCUUCCAAGUAGUUGUCGGGGAGGCUUACGCAUGUGCAACUACUUAUCAAGAGAAAUCGCUAUUAUAUAUGUUUAUUGGAGGUAAUAUAGCAGUUCUUGUAUGGAGGACGGUUACUGGUUUUUGACGAAUUUUAUAUGUAAAGGAUAAAUAUAUAUUUUCAAAUACUGUUAUGUA